Pelobates fuscus (common spadefoot toad) is the source of this 1123-nucleotide messenger RNA. Its product is annotated as CD48 antigen-like. Bases 47 to 841 code for a protein of 264 amino acids. NCBI's taxonomy places the organism in Eukaryota, Metazoa, Chordata, Amphibia, Anura, Pelobatidae. The transcript is spliced from 5 exons. The record is from RefSeq and is a predicted model, not a curated record.
CUCACAGAACGUUACAUUGUAUCCAGAGCCAACUGCAACUCUCAUCAUGGACCUCAUACUGGCUCUCCUGCUCCUCCCGCUGGGUCUCUCCUCUGGGAUAGACCAUGUACUGGUCGCGGUGGGUUCAGACCUAUCUUUGUGCGGGAUGACGUGCGUCACGGGGGGAUACGCUAUCCUUGAUUGUUCCCCAAAACCAGAACCGAUCCUGGAAUACAACUGUGAUCUCCGUUAUUGGAAGCCAUUCAGUAAUUACCGGCACAGGGUUGAUUUCGAUGUAUCCAGUGGAUGCGCAACAAUCAGAAAUAUUCAGAAAAGGGAUGGCGGUCGAUAUUUUUGGGUACUGAUGGAUAAAAACCGUACAGAAAGUGUGAACCAAUAUACAAGAUACAGCAUUAUCGAUAAAGUCUCCAUCACCAGCCUUAGCUCCAUUCUCAGUAAUUCGGGGCUGACCACAUCUCUGCGAGUUCAGUUUACUGGGGAGAUGGAACACACAGUCUCCUGGACCCGAGAUGGAGGAGACCUGCCCGAGGGCCACCAGCUGAGUGAAUUUAAUGACACCCUCACUGUACGGAGCAAGGACUACGGGACAUACAGAGUGACUGUUACUAACUCAGUGAGUGAGGACCAUGCUCAGCUCACACUCACAGCUGAACCAGCUCCUGUCUCAGGAAGAUUCAGAGUCUCCUGGAUCGCUGUCAGUAUCAUGGCUGCUGCUAUCUGUGCUGUGCUCCUGGGGGUAAUUAUUAAACGGAAGAUGCUGAAUCCAGAUAUUAAACCCCAGUGUGAGGAUAUUGUUACAGCUCAUCGUACAGAGCGCGUGGAACUCCGAGAAUCCGUCUAAUCCUGCACGAAGUAUUAUAUAAAUGUGAGAAAACAAAGAUUGGGCGUGAAAAUGGCAUUAACAGUAAAAUAUAAAAUAAUCCAUUCUCAGGGAUAUUUACUAAAAUGGAGAAUGUUUUACAGUUUAUAGGUUGUUUGUUUACAUUAUGUCUUAUAACAUUCUGUGUUUAUAUUUAUGCUGCACAAUGUCCCACUUCCAUGUGUAUUAUUAUUGUAGCGGACGGGUAAAUGUUUCCCCCCUUUUCCCUUUUUAUUUUGUCCCGCUCCCUUGGUUGUUCCUAAA